CCAGACGGGCAGGGGGACACAGGAUGGCAGAGCUAGUAGGAGUAACUAACGGGACAUGCGGACGGAGUGAUAUCUUCUAAUAUUUCAAGUUCUGUCUGAGGCCUCGCCAUGCCGCUGGUGAAGAGAAACAUCGAGCCGCGUCACCUCUGCCGGGGGGCGCUGCCGGACGGCAUCGGCAGCGAGUUGGAGUGUGUGAUGAACAACACCUUGUCGGCCAUCAUCCGCCAGCUCAGCAGCCUGAGUAAACAUGCAGAAGACAUAUUUGGCGAACUGUUUAACGAGGCCAACAAUUUCUACCUGCGUGCCAACUCUCUGCAGGACCGUAUCGACCGGCUCGCCGUCAAAGUCACACAGCUGGACUCCACAGUGGAGGAAGUUUCUCUGCAAGAUAUCAACAUGAGGAAGGCCUUUAAGAGCUCAACCACUCAAGACCAGCAGGUGGUGUCCAAGAGCAGCGUUCCCAUCCCGGUGAAAGAGAUGUACAACCUGAGCGACAAGCCGCCGCCGCUCACCAUCCUCACGCCUUACAGAGAUGAUCACAAGGAAGCCCUUAAAUUUUACACGGACCCGUCCUACUUUUUUGACUUGUGGAAAGAAAAGAUGCUGCAGGACACGGAGGACAAAAGGAAAGAGAAGAGGAAGCAGAAGGAGCAGAGGCGCUGCGUGGAUGGGACACUGCAGAGGGAGGUCAAGAAGGUCCGCAAAGCGAGGAACCGUCGGCAGGAGUGGAACAUGAUGGCUCUGGAUAAGGAGCUGAGGCCAGACCACCGGCACACAAUUCACAGAGACAGAGCCGCCUCCUCUGAAGGAUCCAUGUCACCAGAAAACAGGGGUCAGAGUGUGGAUCAGCAUCACUACCCCAACAGCAUGAACCAUGCCGGCCACGCCCACACCUACUCCGGCCCACCGCCCAGCAUCCUGGCCGCCCAGAUGGCUGCAGGACACGCCCCCCGGGGAGGAGGCGAACACGACGGUAGAGGCAGGACCAUGAUGGCCUACCAGGGCGGGACGCUGGGCCGGCCGCACCACCACCAAGCCCCUCUGCCUCUUCCACCAGCUGAGGCCAUGAAUGGCGGCUCUAUGUCUCUGCCACCAAUGGAUUACAGUAUGGACGGCUAUGCCAACACCGGCCCUCCCCCGCCGCCUCCUGCACCCCUCAUACCUUCUGCACAGACGGCCUUCGCCUUACCACCCGGCGGCCCCAUGUCCCCCGGCCCAAUGGCCAUCUCCGCCGGCUACGCUCCGCCUCCGCCACCUGUAUGUGGAGCUCAGGGGGCUCCUCCGCCUCCCGGCCCCCCGGGGCCACCGCCUCCACCCGUCCCAGCUGGUGCCUCCCACUCCACAUCCUACAAGAUGUCUUCCGCGGCGCAGGCUGAGAACGCGGCGGUCAACGACGCUCGCAGUGACCUGCUGGCUGCUAUACGCAUGGGCAUCCAGCUGAAGAAGGUGCAGGAGCAGCAGGAGCAGCAGGCUAAGAGAGAGCCGGUUGGGAACGACGUGGCCACCAUCCUGUCGCGCCGCAUCGCCGUCGAAUACUCCGACUCGGAGGACGACUCGGAGUUGGAGGAGAACGAUUGGUCAGAUUAACAUAAAAAAAACAAAAAACAACAACAUGGAACUACUGAAACACGUUUCGUCACACGCUCACACUGUGGAACACUCCUCACUGCGACACACCCACAGACCAUCAGAGACGCUGUAAAACACAGAAGCUGCACCUGAACACAAUCACAUGCUGUAGGGUCAAUAUAAGCUGUAAUGUUUAAACUGGAAAAUGCAAAAAUACUGUACAAAUAUCGACCACUCUUCAAUCUGUUGACCACUGAGCUUCAUUCUACUACUUUGAAGCAUUGUAAAUAAACCCCAGUAGAUGUGUCUCUAUUAUAACACUAUAACACACCAUGUGAAGGUAUUUACUUCCUGUAUAGUUGGAGCUUGAAACUAUUAGAGCUAUUAGAAAACCUUCCUCUUGCCCUAACUUGUGUACUUAUCUUUUUUUAAAGUGUUUUUACUGACAUACUUGUGUAUGUAUGCCAUAGAUCUUGAGGUAAGUCUUUAAAUUGUAGAUAAAUAUAACUGGAAGUAUAGGGAGAGUUUAGUGGUGGCUUUUUGAAAGGGGCAGAUCCGCUUUGGUUUAAAAUGGGGUUCUGAGGGAUUGUUACUAGUAAUCAGUGUCUUACUUGUAGUGGCCAUUUAAAUGACCUGUUUGGAAAAACUGAGAUCCUAAAUGGAUUUCUGCUGUGCUGAAGAUACUGACCGCAGGUAGCAACUCCACAGAACCCCAACUUAACGUGACUUGCAGAAGUAUUUAUACCCUUUGAAGCUUUUCAGAUUGUCAUCUUACAGCCACAAACUUUGAUACAUUUUAUUAAAAUUCUGUGUAACUGACCAACACAAAGUAGUGAACGUAGAAGUGAAAACACCAGUCAUAUUCUCAGAAUUUCUUCAGAAUAAAAACGUAAUUUUUGUACAACUUUGUUUCUAUUUUGUGUUAGUUUCAUCUCAGUUAUGCACCACUUUGCGUUGGCCUGUUACGUGAAAUACAAUAAAAAUACGUCAACGUUUUUUACUGUAAUUUGACAAAGUUUGGUGUUUAAAAAGCUGUCAAUGGAAGGACUAUUUGUGAAAUGUCUUAUUAUAAAUGAGCCACCUGCGCUUGCAACCGCUCCCUGCUGUGAAUGUGUGUGUGUGUUGGGGAACGUGGGGCGGGGCCCUAGUUUGUAACUGUAACCUCUGACCCAAAGAGAAAUAAAUUCAUGAAUGAAGGAUC
Molecule: messenger RNA, 2770 nt
Organism: Poeciliopsis prolifica (blackstripe livebearer)
Lineage: Eukaryota; Metazoa; Chordata; Actinopteri; Cyprinodontiformes; Poeciliidae
Gene: wasf3b
Product: WASP family member 3b
Exons: 9
Coding region: 109-1587 (492 amino acids)
Biological process (GO): positive regulation of Arp2/3 complex-mediated actin nucleation; actin cytoskeleton organization
Cellular component (GO): cytoskeleton
Molecular function (GO): protein kinase A regulatory subunit binding; actin binding; Arp2/3 complex binding
Source: RefSeq, a predicted model, not a curated record